AUGCAACAGCAGCAAUCGUACACUGUUGAACACGGUUUCAAUCCAAGCAGUAUUCAGCGAAACAUGAACAGUACUUCAAUACAAGAGCCACAACAAAAUCAUAAAAAACUCGCGCGUGCAAUGACCCUCCUUUUGAUUAUUGCUCUUCUUCUUGUCAUUGCUCUUGCCAUCAGCGUUACAGUUCUCUUUACCAUUGGUUUACAGGCAACACAAUCAAGUAAAAACAGUAACACUACAUUUUCUACCCCAAAUAAUUUAUUCAGGAGCUCUCUCUCUGAGCCCUGUACCUGCGGUUGUCCAUCAAUUGAACCCACAUUCAAUGAUGAAAAGAAAGUGAUUGCAGCACGUAUUAUAAAUGGACAAACAGCACGUGCGCAUUCCUGGCCUUGGCAACUAUUUUUAGUUGUGCAGGAUUCAUCAACAGAUUUAUGGCAUACUUGUGGUGCUACAAUGCUUACGCAAAGACAUUUUCUUACCGCUGCACACUGUGUACAUGGUGGCUUACCACCAAACAUAUUUCUAUUGUCAGGUCGCCACGCUCGUAUGAUAAAUACCUCUAUGGCAGACAUUCAUAUUGUCAAAAAUGUUUACAUUCAUGAAGGCUUUAAUAUAUUUGGUCACAAUGAUCUAGCUAUUGUUACUAGCGAAGAACCUCUUCGUUUCGAUUCAUAUGUCAGUCCUAUUUGUUUAGACAGCCCAAAUUCUCCUCUCCUACAGCCGGACGAAGAGCUUGUGGUCAUUGGAUGGGGUGCUAUACAUGGUGAACCAGAAAAUUUGAGAUUUCCCGACUCUCUGCAACAAGUUAAAGUUGCUUACGUGCCAACAUCGAAUCCGAACUGUUCAAAAAUAUUCGGCUCAAACGUUGCUUUGCAUCCCGGACAAAUGUGUGCUGGAAUUCCGGGUCAUAAUGCAUGUCGUGGUGACAGCGGUGGCCCGUUGAUGCGACGAAAACGUUUGGUCAACACAGAGACUAACUACUAUUGGGAGCAGGUUGGUGUUGCAUCACUAUCGAAGGAUUGUGGUUGGAAUAGUACGUGGCCUGAUAUCUACACUAGUGUGUCAUAUUAUCACGAUUGGAUCGUUGCAACAGUGAAACGCGCUAUUUAA
This is a messenger RNA of Rotaria socialis, 1107 nucleotides long. NCBI's taxonomy places the organism in Eukaryota, Metazoa, Rotifera, Eurotatoria, Philodinida, Philodinidae. The record is from the annotation of a GenBank genome assembly.